GCCAUAUUGCAAAAAAUUGCGAAAUGCGCUUCAUUCGUUAGAGACAUCUUGAGCAGUGAGCAUAAAAAGUGAUUUUUCUCCAUUUUCUUGGUACAAAAAGCAGUGAAAAACUACGGAAAAAUGCAGCAAAAUGAUGGAUAUGUGCACGCAUGGACGGAUGGUUCAUGCCCGGGAAAUGGCUUGAAUGCCACCAGGGGCGGAAGGGGAGUCUAUUUCAAGGACAACACCUCUUGGAAUAUCUCCGAGCGCGUUGAUGGUCCCACAACGAAUAGCAGCAUGGAGAUUCAGGCAGCUCGUCGUGCGUGCGAGAUAGCCAGGAGCCAUGGUGUGCGUAGGCUCAAGAUUCACACGGAUUCGGAGUUCCUGGUCAACAGUGUCAAUGAUUUGAUGCAUACCUGGAAGCAGAAUGGAUGGAGGAAGACCGAUGGGAGCAGCGUGGUCAACAAGGAUGACUUCCAGGCUCUCGAUCGCGCAAUGUCCGGCAUGGAUGUGAAAUUUGAACACGUCCGGGGACAUGCUGGGAACUAUGAGAACACUCAGGCGGACCUACUGGCUCGCAAGGCUGCAGGAAUAUAAUUUUCCUCAUCUCCGCUUAAUCUCCAAUGUCGUCGACACAUUCCAACUUUAAGGAAUUCCAGUUUUCCUUAUUUUUUUCUUUAAUAUUUUUUUGUUUAUUUAUUUUUUAUUUCUUUGCCUCCAACUAAAAUUGAAUUCAAAAGAUUUUUAUAUCUUUUACAAAGGCAAGAAAUUUUUGUAAUUGAAUUAACUUUUUUCUUUUUUGUAAAAGUAAACAGAAUUUGAAAUAAAGACGAUUCAUUUGGAGAUUAUCAA
Messenger RNA from Lutzomyia longipalpis, 831 nucleotides. Its product is annotated as ribonuclease H1-like. Gene Ontology annotation, molecular function: nucleic acid binding; RNA-DNA hybrid ribonuclease activity. Gene Ontology annotation, biological process: DNA replication, removal of RNA primer. Bases 121 to 576 code for a protein of 151 amino acids. The transcript has 4 exons. NCBI's taxonomy places the organism in Eukaryota, Metazoa, Arthropoda, Insecta, Diptera, Psychodidae. The record is from RefSeq and is a predicted model, not a curated record.